UUUUUUUUUUUCAAUCCCUGAAUAAAUUUCUUUUUGUUUUGUUUUUAUCGUUUCUUUCUCUUUUCUUUCAACAUGAAUACAAUGUCUCCUAUGGAAAUGAUGUCUCUCCCUCACGCAGAAUCCAUUGCUUCACCUGGCACUGGUAUUGCUAAUUUACCAAAUCAACGUCACAAGAUUGUUGCCAAGAAUGGUGCCAAUUUUACCCUCAUGGUCUGUGGUGAAUCUGGUCUUGGUAAGACGACUUUUGUCAAUACACUCUUUACUUCUACUAUCAAGGAACCCAAGAACCUCAACAAAAGACGAGUCAAAUCACCUUCCAAGACUGUUCAGGUUCAAAUUACAAGAGCAGAAUUGGAGGAAAAAAUGUUCAAAGUCAAAUUGACCAUCAUUGAUACUCCUGGAUUUGGUGAUUAUGUCAACAACCGCCAUGGCUGGAUUCCUAUUGUUGACUUUAUUGAUGACCAACAUGAAAACUACAUGCGACAGGAACAACAACCAUGCCGUAAAGGUGUUAUUGAUAUGCGUGUACAUGCCUGUCUUUACUUUGUUAAGCCUACAGGACAUACUCUUUCUCCUUUGGAUGUUGAAGUCAUGAAAAGACUAGGCUCCCGUGUUAAUUUGAUUCCAGUCAUUGCUAAGGCUGAUACACUUACACCUUCAGAUUUAGCUAAAUUUAAACAAAAUAUCCGCGAUGUCAUUGCUGCUCAAAAUAUCCAAUGUUAUUCAGCACCUAUUGAAAGUGAUGAUGAAACAACCACAAAGCGCAACAUCAAUAUCAUGGCUGCUAUGCCUUUCUCUGUGAUUGGAUCAACACAAGAUGUAAUUACUGUAGAUGGACGUAAGGUCAAGGGCCGUGAAUAUUCAUGGGGUGUUGCUGAAGUUGAGAAUGAUGACCAUUGUGACUUUAAGAAGCUCAGAAGCUUAUUGAUUCGUACUCAUAUGUUGGAUUUGAUUACUACAACAGAAGAAAAUCAUUAUGAAAAUUACCGUCAAAUCCAGAUGGAAACACGUAAAUUCGGUGAUCCUCGUGUUGAAAAAGAUUCCAAUGCUAAAUUUGCUGAAGAAGAAGAACAGUUGCGCAAGAAUUUCACUGAAAAAGUCAAGUCUGAAGAAAUGCGUUUCCGUCAAUGGGAACAACAGUUGUUGUCUGAAAGAGAUCGUCUCCAUAAAGAAUUGGAACUUCAAAACGAACAAAUCAAGGAAAUACAGUUUGAUAUUGAAUCAUUUUAUAAUCAACGUGAUUCUCCUCGAACCAUUCGAAAGUAAUUUAAUAAAUUUAAUUCAAACUUUUUGGACAAUGUUGUAUUAGAACCAUUACUUUACCAUUACUGAUCGAAAUCGAUUCGUACUGUCUUUUAAAAAUAAAAC
Messenger RNA from Gilbertella persicaria, 1368 nucleotides. Its product is annotated as Septin-domain-containing protein. The record is from RefSeq and is a predicted model, not a curated record. Gene Ontology annotation, molecular function: molecular adaptor activity; GTPase activity; GTP binding. The coding region runs from base 73 to 1266 and encodes 397 amino acids. Gene Ontology annotation, cellular component: septin complex; cell division site; cytosol. NCBI's taxonomy places the organism in Eukaryota, Fungi, Mucoromycota, Mucoromycetes, Mucorales, Choanephoraceae. The transcript has 8 exons. Gene Ontology annotation, biological process: cytoskeleton-dependent cytokinesis.